CGGUUUGGUCUGGAGCAGCUGAAACCGGUUUGAGCGGAUCCGCUUCCUGCCGCUCGGCGCCGCCGCGGGCUGCCUGGGGGAGCGCUGGCGAGGCGCUGACGGCGGGCGCCGGGCAUCUCGGCCCGCGGCCCUCGCUCUCGGGCGCAGCGGUAGCGGCGGCGACGGCGACGGCGCGGACCCGCGGACCUGGCAGCACAACAUUCUAAAAUAAAUCCAUCAGAAUGACACCUUCUCAGGUCACCUUUGAAAUAAGAGGAACUCUUUUACCAGGAGAAGUUUUUGCCAUAUGUGGAAGCUGUGAUGCUUUGGGAAACUGGAGUCCUCAAAAUGCUGUGGCUCUUCUUCCAGAAAAUGAGACAGGUGAAAGCAUGUUAUGGAAAGCAACCAUUGUACUCACUAGAGGAGUGUCAGUUCAGUACCGCUACUUCAGAGGGUGCUUUUUAGAACCAAAGACUAUCGGUGGUCCAUGCCAAGUCAUAGUUCACAAGUGGGAGACUCAUCUACAACCACGAUCAAUAACCCCUUUAGAAAGUGAAAUUAUUAUUGACGACGGACAAUUUGGAAUCCACAAUGGUGUUGAAACUCUGGAUUCUGGAUGGCUGACAUGUCAGACUGAAAUAAGAUUACGUUUGCAUUAUUCUGAAAAACCUCCUGUCUCAAUAACAAAGAAAAAAUUAAAGAAAUCUAGAUUUAGGGUAAAGUUGACACUAGAGGGCUUGGAAGAAGAUGACGAUGAUAGGGUGUCUCCUACUGUUCUUCACAAAAUGUCCAACAGCCUGGAGAUAUCCUUAAUAAGCGACAAUGAAUUCAAGUGCAGGCAUUCGCAGCCAGAGUGUGGGUAUGGCUUACAGCCCGAUCGUUGGACAGAGUACAGCAUACAGACAAUGGAACCAGAUAACCUGGAACUAAUAUUUGAUUUUUUUGAGGAAGAUCUCAGUGAACACGUAGUUCAGGGUGAUGCUCUUCCUGGACACGUGGGGACAGCAUGUCUCUUAUCAUCCACCAUUGCUGAGAGUGGGAAGAGUGCUGGAAUUCUCACUCUUCCCAUCAUGAGCAGAAAUUCCAGAAAAACAAUAGGCAAAGUGAGAGUUGACUAUAUAAUUAUUAAGCCAUUACCAGGAUACAGUUGUGAUAUGAAAUCUUCAUUUUCCAAGUAUUGGAAGCCAAGAACACCAUUGGAUGUUGGACAUCGUGGUGCAGGGAAUUCUACAACAACUGCUCAGCUUGCUAAAGUUCAAGAAAAUACUAUUGCUUCUUUGAGAAAUGCUGCUAGUCAUGGUGCAGCCUUUGUAGAAUUUGAUGUACAUCUUUCAAAAGAUUUUGUGCCUGUGGUGUAUCAUGAUCUCACCUGUUGUUUGACAAUGAAAAAGAAAUUUGAUGCUGAUCCAGUUGAAUUAUUUGAAAUUCCAGUAAAGGAAUUAACAUUUGACCAACUCCAGUUGUUAAAGCUCGCUCAUGUGACUGCACUGAAAUCUAAAGAUCUGAAAGAAUCUGUGGUUGAGGAAGAAAAUUCUUUUUCUGAAAAUCAGCCAUUUCCUUCUCUUAAGAUGGUUUUAGAGUCUUUGCCAGAAGAUGUAGGGUUUAACAUAGAAAUAAAAUGGAUCUGCCAACAAAGGGAUGGAAUGUGGGAUGGUAACUUAUCAACGUAUUUUGACAUGAAUCUGUUUUUGGACAUAAUUUUAAAAACUGUCUUAGAAAAUUCUGGGAAGAGGAGAAUAGUGUUUUCUUCAUUCGAUGCAGAUAUUUGCACUAUGGUUCGGCAAAAGCAGAACAAAUACCCCAUAUUAUUUUUGACUCAAGGAAAAUCAGAUAUUUACCCUGAACUCAUGGACCUCAGAUCUAGGACAACCCCCAUUGCAAUGAGCUUUGCACAGUUUGAAAACCUACUGGGAAUAAAUGCACAUACUGAAGACCUGCUCAGAAACCCAUCCUAUAUUCAAGAGGCAAAAGCUAAGGGACUAGUCAUAUUCUGCUGGGGUGAUGAUACCAAUGAUCCCGAAAACAGAAAGAAAUUGAAGGAGUUUGGAGUUAAUGGUCUAAUUUAUGAUAGGAUAUAUGAUUGGAUGCCUGAACAGCCAAAUAUAUUCCAAGUGGAGCAGUUGGAACGCCUGAAGCAAGAAUUGCCAGAGCUUAAGAGCUGUUUGUGUCCCACUGUUAGCCGCUUUGUUCCCUCAUCUUUGUGCGGGGAGCCUGAUAUCCAUGUGGAUGCCAACGGCAUUGAUAACGUGGGGAGUGCUUAGUUUUUACUGGGCAGAGGCCCUUUUGGGGCAUGCACCACUGUUGUGGGGAUUCACUUUUCAUCACUGAGCAUUGUUUAUCUAUGCCUUCUAGGUUUCUCAGUCCAAUGAAGCAAUAAUGAAGUAUUUUACUAUUUCACUACAAUUCUUGCUAGGAUUUCAAGUAUGCUAUUUAAAUCAUUUGGCCAGGUAUAAUUACCAGUCAGUCUCUUUACAAUGAGAAAAUUUAUUGGUUGGCAAACAUUUUAAACUAAAUAUGUAAACAUAUAAUGUUAAACGUCCAUUAAAACCAUAGUGCUUGGAAAUUAACUAUAUAAAUAUCUUAUAUUUACAGUUCUUACAACUUUCAUUUGAUCAGGUCUGAAAUAUUUAGCACUUGAGGAACAUGACUAUGCAUAAUUAUACCUGACCAUGGAAAAAAUAAGUACCUCAAAUGCAUGCAUUUGCACUGGUGAUUCCAACUGCACAAAUCUUUGUGCCAUCUAUGUAUAUAUGUAUUUUUUACAUGGAUUGACAUGCGCACACACCAUUUUCAUUCAGUAUGAACCUUGAGGCUGCUGCCAUUCUCCCACUUAACCAAACCAAUGCCUGUGUAAACAGCCUGGAGGUGAUCCUUGAAAACUUGUCUCAUAAGUCUUUCAAAAGUUGUUUUGCAUAAAUGUUAAAGUUUCAAAAUGCUGCAGGGUAAUUUAAUGUAUAAAAUAUUAGAAGUAUGUAGUGCAUACUUAAUAGAGUAGGCCAUAAUGUGUAAAUUCUAUUCCAUGCAUGCUUUAGGUUUUAAGCAUGAGAUUGUACAUGUUUACUGUAAGUCCUUGCAUCUGUGGUGCUAGGUGAGUGUGAGAAGGUGUCAAGGACUGAAAAUAUUUUGUUGCCUAAAAAAAGAAAAAAGAAAAAAAAGCCUGUUUGUAGGCAUUUUAAAUAUGCUUAUUUUAAGUGUCUCUCACUACCUAUUACACACCGUUGCUCUGUGGGUUUGUUGUGUGUGCGUGUGUGUGUUGUACAGCAGUUAAAUCUCCAUGCAGAAAAAUAAAUGUCCUGAAUUCUCACAUUGGUAUUUUUUAUUGGUUAAUGUAUAUCAGGCAUGUAACUUAUUUAGGAAAUGUAGACGAUCCUUCUAAAUGUAUAUGCAUGUAUUUAGGAUUAUACUAAGGUUUCUUUCCUUAGAAGCUGAUUGUUUUGGCAUUAACUGUAACUUAAGAAUGAAUGUUGAAUAAAACACACAGAUUUAUCUUCCUCCUUUUAAAACAAAAUUUCAGGAAGGUAUUACUUUUAUAGACUUGGUUCUCUUACUACGAGACAUUGGACUCCUGCCCUAAAGUAAUGCCCUACUUGCAUCUGCCUUUUACUGCAUGUUCUUCACUUAGGCAAUUUAGUCAUGCAUUGACACAUUUUAGUACUAGCUGAGAAUCCUAGCUGAGAACCUAAGACUUGGAAUUACACGGUGUAUCUUUUUAUUUUUUAAGCCAAACAAUGCAGUUUUGGUUCAGUCUUAAUCGUGUGAGGAUAGGCUUUGAAAUCCUGUUAUGGUUUUGUGCUGUAACACUGAUAUUUAAUGGAAAAGAGUUUAGGAAAUGCAGUCUUCUACAAGUGUUCUAUAUACUUUUCCCACACUGAAAGAUUUUCCAACACUUUGGUGUGACUUUGGUGUGAAUUAGGCAGUUUUAGAAAACUUCUGAAAAAAUUCAUUUUGUCUGCAGACCUGUGUACAGUACAGUGACCAUUACCUUAUGGUAACUCGGUUAGCUGUAGGUGUGCGUUUUCGGUCCUGUUCACUUGCCCUCCUCCCCUGUGCCUUUCCAGUCCCGUGGCAGUGCAGCUCCAUGUUGAAGACUCAAGAUCGUAAAGGGAAAGGAGAGGUGGGAGGGGCGGGGGGGGGGGGCGGUUCCUGAACAAUGUAAUUUGCAAAGAGCUCGCAAGGACUGCUUAUGACACAGAAAGAGCCUCACUGCUCACUUCCUUUGCAUCCCUUCCUGACCUUAUAAACCAGGGUUAGUAGAAAAUUAAAGCAUAGCAAGCAGUAGCUCCCCCACUUUUCUAGGACUAAGUCCAGGCGUCCAUACCACUAGCCGUUGCCCUGUGCAGUGCUCUGGCCACACUGUACCCACUGUGCCCACCAUUCCCCUGGCCACGCCAUGCUCCUACGCUAUUCCCUGUCUGUAGCCAUGCGCCCUGUGCCUGGAAGCCCUCUCCUCCCCACAGACACUUUCACCCUGCCAGACUCCUUGCUCCUUGAGCCAUCGGCCUCUCCUCUGAGUCCUUGCUGAAACUUGUUCAGAAGGGAUGAGUCCAUCUUUUACUCCAUAGCCAUGUGCAUACCUGGAUCAUGCCGUGCAUUCUAGGUAGGCAUGGUGGUUUGUCUCACCAGGCUGCAGUCUCUUCAAGGGCAGGGACCUUGGCUUUUUAUUUCCACAGUGCAUGGAACAUAGUAGAAAAAUGUUGGAAUUAUUGGGAUAAUAAUUUGUAUCAAAUGUCCUUUUGAAUUAAGAGAUUUAAUUAUGUUUACUAAGAAUGUAAACUUUGGUUUACAUUUUGACAGUGGGAACAGUUUGUUGAUGUCAAUUUUCAAUGUAGAGGUAUAAUGUUAAAAUCGUUUUAUAUUUUCUGGAAAUUGCAAUGUUUGAUAAAAUGCCGCCAUUGUUCUCUGGUGUUUUCUACUCUCUGGAACUCUGUACUGUAACUGACUGGAUGUGAAUGUGAGGAAUACAGUUCAUUCCUGUGUCGGUAGUGCCUCAGGGCUACCACAGCCGCUCAUUACCUCACUGCCAUUGUUCCUUGUGUCUCCUCUCCUCCCAACAUCCCCCCCCCCUUAGGCCUACCUCAGUACCUCAGUACCCCUUUCCUUGUCUGAAAUGCCUUCUCUGUCUUCCUUCAGUGUCCAGCUCAGGUACCGCCUCUUCCAUAAAACUUUGCUCAGCUUCUGAUUGGAAUUAUGAUGCAAACAAAUGCGUGCAGCCUCUAAAUCUCACUGCUUCGUUUUGUAGCUGGGCCAGUAAACCCAGAGAAGUGAACUGACUUUUUUACCAGGUUGGGACUAGAACUGGGUUUUGUGAUUCCUAAUCCCGUGUUCUUGAACUAUGCUGCCUUCUGAAUUCUCGUGGCGUUUGUUAGCAUGUGCUUUCUUACAGUCUCUCUAUGUGCCUGUUCUAUUUCCCUAAGAUUGUAAGCCCCUUAAGGGCAGGGACCUCUUUGCAUUUCUAGCACUACUAUAGUGUUCCAUACUUAGUCAUGAACUAGACAAAUAAAUGGCGGUGGCAACGAUCCUAGUUUCCUAACUCAGAUUGUUUCACAGUAUACAUACGGUUUUGUACGGCAUGCCUGGCUAUGUUGUCUGGAGUGUGUGUGCUCGUGUGCAUGUGUGUUUGCAUGUGUACUCUGCCCCAGUUGCUUGGGGUCACAGGUGGGUUACUGUAAACCAAUUUUCUACUUCAUGCUAAGUGAGGACAAUUAUGAGACUGAGUAGAAGAUGAGGUACAGGUUUCCCCCCAGGCCCGGCUGCCCCUUCCUGGGGAGUACACCUAAAUCCUGCAGCUGGUGGCCUGAUAGGGCAGGGUACGCGGCCUUGGAUAGGACUUGGGUGACCUGCGGAGUGGCUGUCUCAUUAGUCCCGGUGGAGUGUCAUUGUCUUUUGUGCCUUGGCUCUUUCUCUUCACAGCUGGACUGCAUUUCUGUCUUUCACGUUAUCACUGGCUUGGUAUUCUAGGUUGGCAGUGGAGUCCUGUUCAUUUAGAUUUGGCUACAGCCGACUCCUUUGCAUUUUCGGUUUGGAUUGUGUGGUGUUGGGGUAGGAAGCAAAGUAAACACAGAAGGAACACUGCAUUAUUUUGGUGUUCAUGAGUGGAAAUUUCCUCAGAUAUCACAGUGGGUUUGCAUAGUUUGAGAAAUAGAUUCGAAAUGUUGAAAAUGCAAGAAAGCAUAUGAUUAAGACCGUACAAGUAUGUGUUAGAGAUGAGAGAAAGAGGUUAAGUUGAAACAAAGCUCUCGAGCCCUUGCAGAAUGGGGUAGAGAUCAGGGUGGUUGUGAAGCCACUUUGGGGCAUAAUCAUUGUAAACUCAGGCCAAGGUAGUAUCUGCAGUAUGUUUAGGGAGAAUGAAGAAGCCAUCCUGACAGUGGAGGAUUUUUUUUUUUUUUACUGAUUUUAAAGGGAAAUGAGAGAAAUGCAUUUUAAAAUAAUGAGGAAAGUAGUAUUAGUACAGGAGUAAUAAAAGAAGUACAGAGAUUAAUUUAUCUAAUCUUGUAUGAAAUUGGUCCAAGCAUACAUCUACCUGUUUGCUCAGAAAACAAAUGCAGACAGGAUAAGUGAACUUCUGAAACUAAACUUGCAAAGCCAAACUAUGUAAUGUCACCAGAAGAUAACUAAAAGUCUAGCAAAUGUUCCACGCCAUGGCUUCAAGUGUCUGUCUGCAGCCCAGACUCCUGUAAGCUCAGAUUCACACAUCCAGCUGUCUGUGCACAUCUCUAGUUGAAGGUUGAAUGGGCACCUCACACGUCAUGUGCCUCCAAAAAACUCUUCCUCCUUCCUUCCGCUAAAACUUCCCAUUCUACCUCCCACAAUGAUCCGAGUCUUAGUAAGUGACAUCCAGGAGUAUUACACUAAUCACUCGUUACCAGGAAGAGAAAAAUCAUGGAAGUUUAUAUUAUGGUAUGUGAUAGGUCAAUUGCCCAUUUGUUACUUUUUAAUUAAAAAAAAUCUUGCACAUAUUCUUUUAAUUGCAUAGAAUUACCUUAUCAAGUGCCAGAAAAGUCCCCUUGGGAUUUUGACCAGUGUUGGGUUGAUUUUCUGGAUUAACAUGUGGGAAGGAUUUAAUGUUUUACAAGUAUGAAGUCUAUCCAGAACAUAGUGUGUGUCUCCAUUUUUUUCAAAAUUUUUACAUCUUCCGGUAAAAUUAGUUUUUCACAUAGGUGUUUUAAACUUUUUAAAGCUUAUUCUUACAUUAGAAAAACUUAAUUUGUUUUUUAAUUCCUAUUUUCCUUAAGUAUGUUCUUCAGUAAUCAGUUAAUUUUGGUUUACUGCUCUCAUCUGUAGCUACUCUGCUGAAUCCGAUUAGUCAAAACAUUUUGUUAUUUAACUGGGGUUUUCUAGUUGAUCAUAUUAUCAAAUACAUUUUCUACUUUUUAAUGACAGCUUUCUCUUUAUCUUGUCUUACUUCAGUAGCUAAUAACAAUUGUAGGCGUCCUUAUUUCUUUACCGUCAUGGGAAAUAAUAUGAUGGCUACUGGAGUUUCUAGUUAUAGAGGUGACCCUUAUGAAAUUAAGGAAAUUUCUUUUUCUUCUAGGUUAGCUAAAGGAUCCCUUCCCCCCAGCCCCUACCCACCCCCAAGGAAUAGGUGCUGAAUUUAUUCUGUGGGUUUUUGAGGAAUUAGAAAACAAGCAUAGUUCUUAUUUCAUCUGUUAAUAUUAAUGGAGUGAAUGAGGCUAAUAUAUUUUCUAAUGUUGAAUUACCCUUCAGUAAUUGGUAUAACACUUAUUAAUGUUCUUUUGACAGGUAUUGACUGAUUUGUUUAGGAUUUAUUAUCUGUAUUCAUUAAUGAGAUUGACUUCGUUUUCUUCUAUUUUUGUCUAGUUUUGGAGACCAUUAGGAUAGCCUUAUAAAGUCAGUUGAGUAGCUUUUCAGGUUUUUCUGUCUUUGGAACAGUUUAUGUAAUGUUAGUAUAGUCUGUUCAUUGGCACUUUGAUAAGUGCUCCUAUAAAACUAUGUGCAUAUUUUGAAGUAUUCCUACCCUUACAGUUACUUCUUUAGUUAGAACCUGUUAAUGUUCUUUUUUUUUUUUUUUUUUUUAAAUACUUAUCUUGAGAGAGAGCAUGAGCAGAGGCGGGGCAGAGAGAGAGGGAGAGAGAGAAUCCCAAGCAGGCUCUGUCCUGUCAGUGCAGAGAGCCUGAUGGGGGCCUAAUGGAUUCCAGGAACCUUGAGAUCAUGACCUGAGCUGAAACCAAGAGUUGGAUGCUUAACUGAGCCACCCAGGUGUCCCUCUCUACUUUUUUUUUUAUUUAUUUAUAUUUUUUGGGCACAUCAGCUAGUUUUCCUAGAUUAAAAAAAAAUUACUUGUACAUCCAGCUGUAUAGUGUAUAUAUAUUAUACAUUAUAUACAUUAUAAUACAUACUAAAUACUGGAUAUCAUAAGUGUAUGUAAACAUACAUAUGUGUAUAUAUGUAUGUGUGUAUGUAUAUGUGUGUGUGUGUGUGUAUAUAUAUAUAUAUAUGUAUAUGUAUGUAUGUAUUUGUAUAUACUUCCAAGAAGUCUUCCAAGAAACAAUCACUUUUUCUUAAUAUUUUCUUUGGUGUGAAGGGGUGAGUUAUCCUUGAUUAGAUUGCUAAAGAUGUACUUUUUAAAUUAGGCUUUACUAGUAUUGAGCAGUGUUUGUUUUUGUUUUUUUUCAUUAAUUACUCUUAAAUUUAGUGUGCAAAAUUUUACCUAAUGUAGAUUUAUUUGGUACCUUUUCUUGGGUUGAACCUCCCUCAAUACUAUAACAACAUAAUAGAGUUGGCCUUGGAAAAAUACUGUUGUUGUUGUUUUUAAUGUUUUAAUGUUUAUUUCUGAAGAAGAGAGCCAUGAGCUGGGGGUGGGAGUGGUGAGAGAGGGAGACACAGAGUCCGAAGCAGGCUGCAGGCUCUGAGCUGUCAGCACAGAGCCCGACACAUGACUCGAACCCAUGAACUGUGCAAUCAUGACCUGAGCCAAAAUCAGAUACUUAACUAACUGAGCCACCCAGGCACCCUGGAAAACCAUUGUUUUAAUCAAAGGGGAACAAGAAUUUUACUUUUUGAAAAAAAAAAGUCUAUACAAGGAGCUAUUGUUUCUAUCAUGAUGGAAGUAUGUAUAAAGUGUGAACCUUAUGUUUUAGUUUCUAGCUAGACUGAGGGCUUAGGAGAAUAAAGUAGCUUCUGUCUUCAACAUGCUUAUUACUUAGUUGAGGUAUAAUGUAUGUUUUAAGAUUGUAAAGCAGUUGUUGAAGAGGGCAACAGAAGAAAAGUAACUAAGCGUUAGCCUGAUAUUAGCUCAUUUAAUGACAGAUAAGUCCUACCACACUUCAGCCACAGUGACUCUGUUCUGACCUGUUUUGGUUCUCCUAAUAGAGAUGUGAUUUGAAGGUAGGAUUUGAAGGUAGGGCUCCUUGGCUAAAAACACUUAAGAUGCCUGUCAGACGUGUAAGUGGAAAGGUGGUGUGUGUGUGCACGUGUGUGAGUGAGAUGGUUGAUUUCCUCAGUGUUGUAUUCCAAUUGUUUGCUUCCACUGUAUCUCAUUUACACUUCUUACUGAAUUUUUAAAUAUUAAACUAUAUUUUUCAUUUCCAGGAUUUCCAGUCAAUUCUUUAUGUCCAUCUGAUUUUAUUUCAUUACUUCCCAUUUUUAUUGAAUAAUUUGCAGUUCUUUUUUUUUUUUUUUUUUUUUUUAGUAGAAGUGUAACUUCCACUUAUUCUUUAAACAUUCUCAACCUAUUUCGUUUUACCCUAUACUUUUUAGGCCUUUCUGGAAUGAGUUCUUUUUCUGAUUUUGUUGGCUAUCUUUAUUUGCAUUGAGUUUUCUGCUGUGGUUUGGAGUUUUGGUACACGAGCUCAUGCUCUUGUUUCUUUCCCGCUUCCAGCUUCUCUGCUGGUCUUGUGGUUGGCUCCCUUAGGAGUUCUGGGACCUCAGUGUAAAUCCAGGUAUAUGAUUGCACCUGGUAAUUACUACCCAAAAGGAGAGUGGGGACAUUUGUACUCCAUCCCAGAGUCGCUUGGUAGCAACAUUUUGAUUUCUUGUCCAAGGAGUUUUUUCUAUUUUAUUUUAUACUUUUUUCCUCCCUCUUUUUGUGAUUUGCCUAUUUUUCCUGUGUAUUUGUUUGGUUUUGUGUUUUGUUUUGGCACAAACUCACCAAAUCAUCAUCCAGUGCUAAAAAUUCCCACCAUCCCAGAGGAUUGUGAUACAGGUUCCUCCUCUCCAGAGGGGACCAAAGUUCAUGUGUGUGGUGUAUGUGGUGGAGGUUUAUGGGUGUCUAGCUGCCCAGCACCCACCUCCUAUUUCCUGAGAGCAGUAUUUUGGGGGGAUGUUCUCUCUCCUCUGUUGGGUACAAUCUUUGGGGACCUGUAAAAUAAAGCAUUCUCCUUUAGCCAAGGGGCUAGGUGCAUGAACAAAGGCAGACCAACUGGACCCUGUCCUGCAUCAUUGUCUAUUAAUCAGAACAACCAUAGAACAAGUGUUUAGACUGUUUCGUUUCUAGAGCAACUCUAGUACCUACAGUGAAGCCCAUAGAAUCUUCCCGCUUGCCCCUUCUGACCUCUGCUAAGGCCUUCCCUUCAGUUAUGUGAGAUCACCUACAUCCCUCUAGUGAAUUCCUUUCUUCUAAUAUUAGAGGCAGGUUUUGUUGCUUUAACACCCAGGAAAACUUGACUGGUAGACCAUGUACCCUUACACAUGUAUAUGCACCUACAAGCAUGUAAGUGCUCAAAUAUAAUUUUUACAUACUAUGCUUUGCAGUACAGCAGCCUGCAUUUUCCUCACACACGUCAGACACUCCAUGUACUUGGCAUUAAACAAGCAGUAAAUAAUUCGAGUAGGUUCUACUCUGACUUGGUGUAGGGAUAAAUGAACAACGGGUAGGUCAUAUCUCAGUUAACCAGGCAAGUGUCGUCUUGCUGCCGUGAAAACAAUGUGGCUAGAGUGGCUUUAUCCAACCUCAUGGAUGCUCUCCUUCCCCUGCUGCCUCCCAGCCUUUUCUCUGGCCAUCCUCAGCCCAGGCCCUCCUCUCCUGUCACAUUUCUUUCCUCGCUGUCAGAAAGCUCUUAUGUUCUCUCUUCUGGGUGUUUGCUUUUGCCGUAUUUUAUUAUUUCACUUCUUCCUUCCUGCAUGACCACCUCAAAGGACUGAAGUGUUUUCUGAAUUCUGAAUAGCCUACAGGGCAGUGCCCUUUCCCCUGCCCUGAAUUCCCCGAGUAGCUAACUGCUGUUCACUUCACAGUUGCUUGCCUUGUUACUUGUGUGUCUGAGUCCAGGAUAUAAAGAACACUCUGACGUUGCUUUGAUGGCAUGUCAGAGAGGCUUAUCUCAAUGCUUGGUACACAUAUACUUGCUUUCUGUCUUUUAAAUGCCCAUCAUGGUGUUAUAUGUGCACUGUUUCAUCCACUAAGCAGGACCCCACACACACACAGGAAAUUUAUUUCAUUACACAGCACCAAGGGUGAAGAAGCCCGCUGCCCCCAAAAUGAUUUGAUUCUGCUUCUGCCUCAGAAACCUCGUGAAGCCAGUUUUUCCUAUGGCUGGUUCUAGUUCUUAAGGAGCUGUCAGAAACUCUUGCUCAUUAUGAAUUGGAGAGACCAAGGUGCUGUAUGUCCUCAACGACUGGAGCCUGGACCUCUGGUUACAGAUGUGGUGGUGGCCCAUAGGAAUGUCUUGUUUGUAGGGUACAUGGACAACUUUGUUCACCUAAUAAAUUUCUUGUUUUGGUAGCA
This is a messenger RNA of Acinonyx jubatus (cheetah), 11659 nucleotides long. RefSeq names its product glycerophosphocholine phosphodiesterase 1 (gene GPCPD1). NCBI's taxonomy places the organism in Eukaryota, Metazoa, Chordata, Mammalia, Carnivora, Felidae. The transcript is spliced from 20 exons. The coding region runs from base 222 to 2240 and encodes 672 amino acids. Gene Ontology annotation, molecular function: starch binding; glycerophosphocholine phosphodiesterase activity. Gene Ontology annotation, biological process: glycerophospholipid catabolic process. The record is from RefSeq and is a predicted model, not a curated record.